Plasmodium vivax (malaria parasite P. vivax) is the source of this 1194-nucleotide messenger RNA. RefSeq lists its product as hypothetical. The record is from RefSeq and is a predicted model, not a curated record. NCBI's taxonomy places the organism in Eukaryota, Apicomplexa, Aconoidasida, Haemosporida, Plasmodiidae. The transcript is spliced from 3 exons. The coding region runs from base 724 to 1194 and encodes 156 amino acids.
GGCAGCAGAUGUGUAUAAACGCGCGCGUGGUACAUUCAAGGGGAAGGAAAAAAAAAAAAAAAAAAUAUUACGAGUGAGCUCCAGUCAGUAUUCCAACUUCCUACACCUUUGAGGAAGCACUGCCAAGUGGAAAUCCACCAGCAGCAGCACCCCCCGGGAUGGCACACCACCUGUUUGGUAACUUGCAGGAGGGGGUAAAGAACAAACUCACUCGUAGCUUCCUCCCAUUGAGCAGCACCACAGCGGAGCGAGAACAACGAGCGAGUGACCCAGUUGUGCAUUGCUAAGGUAAAGCGAGGCCCACGCAGGUGAAACGUAGAAGUGAAGGAACGUUAAAUGAAAAUUAACGGGUGCACCAUUUAAGCGAAGGGAAGACACGGGGGGGGGAAAUGACGCCAGCGAGAUACCUACCAAUGUGAGAGAGCGCUCAUUUUUUCUCCCCCCCAGUCAGCUGCCUACCAACGGGGUGCCAUAACUGUGAAGGAUCUGCAUCACUUGGACGGCUUAGCUAAGGUGCCCCUCGAUGAAGUACCAAACGGGGGUGUACACAAAAAUAUGCUAUACAAGUCUCCUUCAAUUGUGGCUACCCCCCCGGAGAGCUCAUCCUUCGCAUAAAAGCUUUUAACCCACCAGCGUUCGUGAAGAGCAACCUCCUUGUGUCCGCAUCGAGUUAUAGCCCAGGUGAACAUCCCUCGAAGGAAACAAACUGACGCCGCGGUCACCAUGUGGAGGGGCACGCUCGUCAUUCUUUUGUUUGCUUUCCUCUCCUGCGGUGACCGAUUCGCUUGGGGAAGAAGGAUUUGCAACGUUCUCCAGUUCGGCUCGUAUGCCCUGGCCAGCAGCAAGGAGAAUAGGAGGCACUUCAAAUACGCGGUGGUAGGCAUAAUCGACCCCUUGGACAAAAACAAAGUCCUAUGGAGUCGGCAGAAAAGACACAGGAAAUUCAAUUUGCACAUUUUAAAAAAUCUGUAUGACAAAUUCUUUUGCAACCUUAACGACUAUGUGUAUUUGAGGCACGGGGGCGAUUUCAUUGUUCGCAUCUUUCACAUCAACUUAAAGAACACCAUCAAGUACAUGCUGAAGCACAAAGUCGUGAGUGGGACGCUGAAGGAAGACUGCAGAGGCGAUGCGAACAUUUUGUGCGUGAAGGAAAGGGGUGCGUUGUAUCGAUUUUUAAAUAACGUGAAUUUGUAG